This is a messenger RNA of Phytophthora sojae, 1644 nucleotides long. RefSeq lists its product as hypothetical. Gene Ontology annotation, molecular function: ABC-type transporter activity; ATP hydrolysis activity; ATP binding. The transcript has a single exon. Lineage: Eukaryota; Oomycota; Peronosporomycetes; Peronosporales; Peronosporaceae. The annotation marks the transcript as partial. Gene Ontology annotation, cellular component: membrane. The record is from RefSeq and is a predicted model, not a curated record.
AUGGAAUUAUCCACACAGCCGUCGCCGACCACGGCCAAGAAGCUCGGCCUCGAGUCGGGCCAGGCCCUCAUGGCCGAGGGCCCGCAGGUGCUGCACCAGUACGUCGCCACCAAGAUCGGGGCCGCCAUGGGCCGCGCCAUGCCGCAGAUGGACGUGCGCUUCAACAACCUCUCGGUCACCGCCGACAUCGUCGUCGUGGACGACUCGGGCGCCAAGCACGAGCUGCCGACCAUCCCCAACACCAUGAAGAAGGCGUUCGUGGGCCCCAAGAAGCGCAUCGUGCGCAAGGAGAUCCUCAAGAACGUGAGCGGCAUGUUCGCGCCCGGCAGGAUCACGCUGCUGCUGGGCCAGCCCGGCUCCGGCAAGUCGUCGCUGCUCAAGAUGCUCAGCGGCCGCUUCCCCAUUGAGAAGAACAUCACGGUGGAGGGCGACAUCACCUUCAACAACGUGCAGCGCGAGCAGAUCGUCAAGCGCCUGCCGCAGUUCGUGGCCUACGUGAACCAGCGCGACAAGCACUUCCCCAUGCUGACCGUCAAGGAGACGCUCGAGUUCGCGCACAAGUUCUGCGGCGGCGAGCUGUCGAAGCGCGGCGAGGAGAUGCUGUCCAAGGGCUCUCCGCAGGAGAACCUGGAGGCUCUCGAGGCGGCCAAGGCCGUGUUCGCGCACUACCCGGACAUCAUCAUCCAGCAGCUCGGACUCCAGAACUGCCAGAACACCAUCGUGGGCGACGCCAUGACCCGCGGUGUGUCCGGCGGUGAGCGCAAGCGCGUGACCACCGGCGAGAUGGAGUUCGGCACCAAGUACGUGACGCUCAUGGACGAGAUCAGUACGGGUCUUGACUCUGCGGCCACGUACGAUAUCAUCAACACGCAGCGCAGCGUGGCGCACACGCUCCGCAAGACGGUGGUGGUCGCGCUGCUGCAGCCGUCGCCCGAGGUGUUCGCGCUGUUCGACGACGUGAUGAUCCUGAACGAGGGCCAGGUGAUGUACCAUGGCCCGUGCAGUCGCGUGGAGAACUACUUCGAGAGCCUGGGUUUCUCGUGCCCGCCCGAGCGCGACAUCGCUGACUACCUGCUGGACCUGGGCACGAACGAGCAGUACCGCUACCAGGUGCAGAGCUACCACACGAAGCAGCCCCGCGGCGCCGGCGAGUUCGCCGAGUCCUUCCGACGAUCGAACAUCCACCGCGAGAUGCUCAACCAGCUCGAGGCCCCGCACGAAGCAGACUUGCUGCGCAACGUGGCCGAGGUCAUGGAGCCGACGCCCGCGUUCCACCAGUCGUUCGUGGAGAGCACGCUGACGCUGCUCAAGCGCCAGCUCAUGGUGACGUACCGCAACAAGCCCUUCAUCUUCGGCCGCCUCCUGAUGAUCCUCAUCAUGGGCCUGCUGUUCUGCACGGUCUUCUACGACUUCGACCCGACGCAGGUGUCGGUGGUCAUGGGUGUCAUCUUCUCCACGGUCAUGUUCCUGUCCAUGGGCCAGUCGUCGCAGAUCCCGACGUACAUGGCGGAGCGUGAGAUCUUCUACAAGCAGCGCGGCGCCAACUUCUUCCGCACCACGUCGUACGUGCUGGCCACGUCGGCGAGCCAGAUCCCGUUGGCCGUCGUCGAGACGCUCAUCUUCGGCUCGCUCGUGUACUGGAUC